GAAGAAGAGGAUAAUAAAUCCUAACCUAAGAAACUUUUUCUUUCAGCCGCAAUAUUUUUGUUCGAUAGUGAAUUCAAAUUAUUCAAUUAAUCAUAAAAAAUAGUAGGUAUGAAAAAGGACAAACAUUCUAAUUCGAGAAAAAUAAAAUCUAGAGACUCCUUUAAUAAAGAGACAAGGGACCACAGUGAACCAGAUGAAGAUACUUCAGAUAGUGAAAAGGGAUAUGUAACUAUAAAAAAACGGAUUUUACCGCUUCGCGCCACCCGUAAUAACAGCAACAAAAAUAACAAAAUUGAAGCAAUAGCAAGUAUUAAAUUAGAUAAAGCAGAUAGUGAAUUGGAUAAAGCAACUAGUGAAUCAGUUGAAACAGAUAGUGAAACAGUUAAAGCAGAUCGUAAAUCAGAAAUUACGGACAGUAUUCCUAAAGUAAGAAAAUUGAGAAAGAAAAGCAAAGUUUUAAGUAAAAAAAAGUGUAAAAAACGUAUUAGGAAACCGAUUAAACCAGUUGGAAUAGUCAAUGAAUUCAAGUUGAAGAAAAUGUUGAAAAGUAUUGAUGGAAAACGUGAAUUAAAUGACAGUCAAAUGGAAUUUAAGAAAUGUUUAGCACAAAUGCAUCCUUCAUUUGAACCCCUAUGGAUAGGGCGACCCUAUUUUAUUAUGAAGGCCAUUAAGGAAUGCUUGUUAAAUAGAGAUUGGGAUAGUCUAACUCACUUGUUAAUAGAUCUUGUACAUUUGAAAAGCAAUAUUUUCAAACCAGUUGUUAGGCAUCUUUGUGCUAUUAUGGACAAGUUGCAUCCCAUUAUAAUUGAAAAUGACUUGCAAGGUAAAUUUAAGACAAUUAAAAAGUACCACCAGAUGAUUAUGGAUGACACAACUGUGGUGUAGUUAAAUUUGUUAAAAAAAUUACAUUGUCAUAUCUGAGAAAC
Psylliodes chrysocephalus is the source of this 926-nucleotide messenger RNA. Lineage: Eukaryota; Metazoa; Arthropoda; Insecta; Coleoptera; Chrysomelidae. The record is from the annotation of a GenBank genome assembly.